GCUAUUUCACUUCUGAAGAGGUCACCUAUCCCGGCCUUGAGAACGGGAACGUCUUCGUCGCAACGCGGCUUGAUAUCACCCGCCAGCAGAGGGGUGUUUGUGAAGAUAAGCUGCUCCGCUGUGAGUCGGAUGCAGAUUGUCACGCUCAGGUGGACGGAAAAUGCUCUGAAAAAGGCUUUUGCAUUGAGCCUUCCUGGUGCGACUCAGAGGAGCAGGCAGAGAGCUACAAACUAGACGCGUCGGCUGAUCUGGCAAUCUGGGUGAAGAGUUCUAUACAGUUUGUGGGUAUGGCUCCGAACAAGAUCUGGUCUACAGAGGCAGACCAUGCCUAUCCGGAGCCAGGCUACAAUCUGUUCACGGUUCGCGAGCUUCUACUGCUCUGUGAGCCCACGCCUGUGAGGUUUGAGGAGAUUGCAAUGCUGGGUGCAGCCAUCGAAGUGUCCUUCGUCUGGAACUGCCACGUCAACAAUGACAAAUGCAAGCCCAGUGUGAAGGUUCGAAGGUUGGACACGCUCUUCGAGGAUGACCAUUUCGGCUAUUCUGUCACCUCAGCUGAGUAUGUCACAGACGAUGAGAGGUAUCGGAAGCAUGCCCAUGGCGUCAGAAUAUUCCUGAGAACAGUCGGCUCCGGACAUCGCCUUUCUGUCAUCAAGCUGGUGAUGAAGGCUUCAACAGCUGGCACGCUCCUCACGGUAGCGCCGCUCAUUGCAGACCUCCUCAUGCUCCAGGUUUUCGCUCUCAGUCGAAAGUACUUCGCGCGCAAGUACGAGGUCUCGCCGGACUUCAGCGAAUACAUGGAACAGCUCAUGGCCAAGAAGGAAGAACUGAGCCGCCUACCCGGGAUGCUGGCCGAGGACGAUGCCGCGGCGCUG
This is a messenger RNA of Symbiodinium pilosum, 872 nucleotides long. NCBI's taxonomy places the organism in Eukaryota, Dinophyceae, Suessiales, Symbiodiniaceae. The record is from the annotation of a GenBank genome assembly.